Molecule: messenger RNA, 1449 nt
Organism: Mobula hypostoma (lesser devil ray)
Lineage: Eukaryota; Metazoa; Chordata; Chondrichthyes; Myliobatiformes; Myliobatidae
Gene: mrps14
Product: mitochondrial ribosomal protein S14
Exons: 3
Coding region: 71-472 (133 amino acids)
Biological process (GO): translation
Cellular component (GO): ribosome; mitochondrial small ribosomal subunit
Molecular function (GO): structural constituent of ribosome
Source: RefSeq, a predicted model, not a curated record
UAUUUUCCUAGACCUUUGCCGAUUGGUUGGUUUGGGUAGGUUGACGCGCACCCGGAGGGACGAGCGUGAAAUGGCGGGUUUAGGCCGGGCUGUGAGCCUUCUAUACGGAGCCGGGCAGCAGCUCUUGUCAUUAAUUCCUAGAGGAAACAUGGGAUUGGUUCGUAAUUACUAUGUAGAUUGGCGAAUGUUAAGGGACGUGAAAAGGAGAAAGCUGGCUUUUGAGUAUGCAGAUGAGAGGCGGCGACUCAAUGCAAUACGAAAGAACACCAUUUUACCAAAGGAACUGCAGGAGAUUGCUGACAAGGAGAUUGCAGUUCUGCCAAGAGACAGCUGCCCAGUCCGGAUUCGCAAUCGCUGUGUCCUCACCUCACGGCCACGAGCAGUCAAGCGCAAAUGGCGACUCAGUCGGAUCGUGUUCCGUCACCUUGCUGACCAUAACCAGAUGUCUGGGAUCCAGCGUGCCAUGUGGUAGCACCAGUGGUUUGGCUUGAGGAGCCUGCUCAUGGUGACUUGGAUAACAAGUAUCUGACCACUGAAGCCACCACAAGCUGACUGUUCUUCUGCAGUCAGAGGGUGGGCUGGGAGCUCUAUUACAUAAAACAACUGUAUUUGAGAAAACUCUGAAGACUGUAGUGUUUGGGACGUAUUAUGAAAGCUUUACAUAAAAACAUGCCCUUGAUGGAAUAUAGACAAUACUGCUCUUUCCCUACUGAACCUUCAUCCAUGAGGUGACAUGGACAAAGGCAGUGCUCUUCAGCAUCAAAUUUAUCAUUACUGACAUGUAUGAUGUGACUUAAGACUGAUCCUGAGUAGCUUCAUCCGUGGCAAAAGUGACUUUACCACGGUUGAGCACAGUGUGACUCUACCUGUGCUAGAUAUCCCAGUGCUUCUUUUACCUGUGCCCAUCUUAUGAAAAAUACUUUGUAUGAGUUUCACUUGGGCUUAAUUUGCCCACUUUAGAAGUGUUCCUGUGCUAUACACCUGACACUGGAGUAUUUUCUUGCCAGAAUCUCAUGCAGCAGAGUUCAAUGGUUAAUUUAAAUGACUAAAAGGUGACUUGCACUCUCUUGUAAUGUAUCCUGUGUUUGAAGACUAUGAAGGAUAGUUUUCUAUGGAAGUAAUAUCUAUUGAGACAGUAAAGGGAAAAACAAGACCUUGUUAACUUUAUCUCAAAUGCAAGUGGUGUUAGUCUUGUUGUGGUCCAUAUCAUUCUGUAUUUGUCAAAUUGCUGUACUUCCAUUUAAAAGAAAGUCUCCCAUGAAUGUUGCAGGAGUUGUGUCUACCUGUCUUUUUUGGCUGCAUGGAAACGCUUGCCACAAUGAAACUACACAUACUUGCUUUCUGAAUUUGUGUGAAAGUUGUUUUAUGUUGUAAUGCUCCAAAGAACAGAAUAGUAGUGACAUGACUGACUUUAAUACUCUAAUAAAGCUUGGUCCAAGAACAUUAAUA